AUGUUUGCUCGUUGUCGUCUCUUACAACCACUUGCACAUUGUUGUGAUGACUUAUUUCAAGAUUUUAAAACCUAUCAACGUCAAGUGCCAGUAGUCGGCUGUAUCUUGUUGAAUUCAAAACGUACAAAGCUUGUACUUGUACGUAAUUGGAAAGGAACAAGCUGGACAUUUCCAAGAGGAAAAGUAAAUGAAGGAGAAUCCGAUUUGGAUUGUGCACGACGAGAAGUUGCAGAAGAAUGUGGAUAUGAUGUGGGAAAUCAUCUUGAACCGAAACAACAUUUGGAGUUUGUAGCGAAUGAUCAACGCAUGCGGAUGUAUAUUUGCCCUGAUGUACCAGAAGAUUAUGCAUUUGCACCGCAAGCACGUAAAGAAAUUAGUACAAUUCAAUGGUUUACUUUUGAUGGACUGCCGAAGAAAACAUGGAGUGUCAUGCCGUUUAUGCCGAGACUAAAACGAUGGGUCAAGGGACACAAAAUAACCAAGAAGAAGGGAUGUCGUGCUGGUAUAAGCAGCACAGGACGUGCAGCUUCUGUACCACGCAACCGACCGCUCACGUCGAGCGUGAAUGAUGUGGUUCAGAAAAGUCGCGAGGACAUUUUGAAUAAGAAGAAGACGCAUCGACAGGAGAGAUCGAUUUCAACUCCCACAUAA
Molecule: messenger RNA, 651 nt
Organism: Peronospora belbahrii
Lineage: Eukaryota; Oomycota; Peronosporomycetes; Peronosporales; Peronosporaceae
Source: the annotation of a GenBank genome assembly